This is a messenger RNA of Odocoileus virginianus texanus, 1000 nucleotides long. RefSeq names its product ergosterol biosynthesis 28 homolog (gene ERG28). Lineage: Eukaryota; Metazoa; Chordata; Mammalia; Artiodactyla; Cervidae. Gene Ontology annotation, cellular component: membrane; endoplasmic reticulum. The record is from RefSeq and is a predicted model, not a curated record. Gene Ontology annotation, molecular function: protein-macromolecule adaptor activity.
CCGCGCCGAGUGGGCACAGGGCUCUGCUCUCCACGGAAGUCUUGACUUCCUUUUCCCUCUCUUUCCCCCUCCGCCGCAAAAAGAUUGACUCCGAGCCUGGAGUUGUUUCGCUGUGCUCAACAGGAAGGUUCACUGCAAGGGCGGUGUGCUGGGGGUGAGGUUUGCUGAGCGGCAACCGCUGAUUGGCAGUAAAGGGCUUCACGCCCCAUCGCCUGCUCGAGCAUAACCUAAACAGCCAAUCAGAACGAGGACUGAUGGCAACAAACCAAUCCUGGAGCCGGGCUGAGAGUGGGGGCGGGGACAAGUGGCUCAGGUAGACUCAGGUCUGGAACUGUGCCGGGGCAGCAUUUGCUGCUGCUACUGCUGUGCUGACAGUGCUGGCGCCAGGCAAGAAGCCCUUUCAGGUUGGAGGGGAGCCAUGAGCCGAUUCCUGAACAUGUUACGAAGCUGGCUGGUGAUGGUAUCCAUCGUAGCCGCAGGGAACUCGCUACAGAGCUUCCGAGACCACACCUUUCUCUAUGAAAAGCUUUAUACCGGCAAGCCAGACCUGGUGAAUGGCCUCCAAGCUCGUACCUAUGGAAUCUGGACGCUGCUCUCAUCAGUGGUUCGCUGCCUCUGCGCCAUCGACAUUCACAACAAAACGCUCUACUACAUCACUCUCUGGACAUUCUUCCUCGCAAUGGGGCACUUCCUCUGUGAGUUGUUUGUAUUUGGGACUGCGGCUCCCACGAUUGGUGUCAUGGCACCCCUCAUGGUGGCAAGUAUCUCGAUCCUGGGCAUGCUAGUGGGGCUCCAGCACCUAGAAGCAGAACCAGGAUCCAGACAGAAGAAGAGAAACUGAGGCCAACAUCACCAUGUCCAAGACGUCACCUCCCGCCUUUGCUCACCUCUUCCUUCUCUAUGCUCUUCAGUUUCGUUUCUGCUCCAUCAUCCACUUUUAGCCUUUCACAUUUGGGGUUUUUUUUUCUUUAAUUAAAAAUUUUUUAACAUAUCAUGUGCA